Myiozetetes cayanensis is the source of this 1524-nucleotide messenger RNA. Its product is annotated as collagen alpha-1(I) chain-like. The transcript has 2 exons. The record is from RefSeq and is a predicted model, not a curated record. NCBI's taxonomy places the organism in Eukaryota, Metazoa, Chordata, Aves, Passeriformes, Tyrannidae. Bases 1 to 1077 code for a protein of 358 amino acids.
AUGGAUCUGGAACAGCCAGGGAUGGACCGGGAAUAUCGGGAACAGUCAGGGAUAGACCGGGAACAGCCAGGGAUGGACCGGGAACAGCCAGGGAUGGACCGGGAACAGCCAGGGAUAGACCGGGAACAGCCAGGGAUCGGGAACAGCCAGGGAAUACCGGGAACAGCCAGGGAUGGACCGGGAACAGCCAGGGAUGGACCGGGAACAGCCAGGGAUGGCCCGGGAACAGCCAGGGAUGGACCAGGAACAGCCAGGGAUGGACCGGGAACAGCCAGGGAUGGACGGGGAAUAUCGGGAACAGCCAGGGAUGGCCCAGGAACAGCCAGGGAUAGACCGGGAACAGCCAGGGAUGGACCGGGAACAGCCAGGGAUGGCCCGGGAACAGCCAGGGAUGGCCCGGGAACAGCCAGGGAUAGACCGGGAACAGUCAGGGAUGGACGGGGAACAGCCAGGGACGGGCCGGGAACAGCCAGGGAUGGACCGGGAAUAUCGGGAACAGCCAGGGAUAGACCGGGAACAGCCAGGGACGUCCGGGAAUAUCGGGAACAGCCAGGGAUGGCCCGGGAACAGGCAGGGAUAGACCGGGAACAGCCAGGGAUGGACCGGGAACAGCCAGGGACGGAUCGGGAAUACCGGGAACACCCAGAGACUACCCGGGACCGCCCGUGUGCCAUCCUCGGGGCCCAGAGCGCUGCAGAGCCCCGGAGAAGCCGCACGGUGUGCGGGCAAUGCCGCAGGUGCGGGCCGUGCAGCAGCCCCUGCCCCCGGUACCUGCAGGGACCCCGCGGGAGGGCCCAGCCCGGGGCCGUCCCCCUGCCCUUCGCCUCCGCUCGCCUCGGCCCGGCCCGGCCCGCCCGGGGCAACCGCCGGACCCGCCUGGGCUGCCCCGCAGCGGCCCCUGGGCGGGAUCUGCGCUGCGGGAGCUGCCCCGGCCCCUGCUGCGGGCUGCGUGUGCCCGAACCAACAGCGGCUGCAGGGAUACAGUUUCCUAGCGGGGACGCUGUUGGAAGAAGACGACUUGUAAACCAAGAAGGAGAGACUCUUUGCAUCACCGCAGCAGCUGCUCCGGCGUGCUGAUCCCGCAGCAUCCCCACGGGAGAUGUUAAGAAACUUGCAAGUUGUUUCAGAAAAAGUGUCCAGCCUGCUCAGCCUCCAGAGGAGAUACUGAGAAGGGGAUCCCAUCCAUGUCUGUCCAUGUGUGCAGGGAAGGGGCAGAGGAUGGCCCAGGCUCUGCUGGGGGGGCCCAGCAAUGGCACAAGAGGAACGGGCAGGAACUGAUGCCCAGGAAGCUCCAGCUGGACGUGAGGAAGAACUUCUUUGCUGGGCAGUGACCCAGCCCUGAACAGAGACCAGAGAGGGUGUGGAGUCUCCUCACUGGGGAUAUUCCAGAACCAUCUGGACACAAUCCUGAGCCAUGUGCUCUGGGAUGACCCUGCUGGACCAGAAUGACCCACUGUGGUCCCUUCCAACCUGACCCACUCCGUGAUUCUAUGAAAAAUAAACUCUGACAGUUUUCCACUUGAA